This is a messenger RNA of Histoplasma capsulatum G186AR, 2124 nucleotides long. Its product is annotated as phosphate transporter. Gene Ontology annotation, cellular component: membrane. The transcript is spliced from 4 exons. Gene Ontology annotation, biological process: transmembrane transport. The record is from RefSeq and is a predicted model, not a curated record. Gene Ontology annotation, molecular function: transmembrane transporter activity. NCBI's taxonomy places the organism in Eukaryota, Fungi, Ascomycota, Eurotiomycetes, Onygenales, Ajellomycetaceae. The coding region runs from base 1 to 2124 and encodes 707 amino acids.
AUGUCCUCCGCUCAGGGAAAGGAAUCAGACCGACAGUACAUCCGACUAUGGGAAUCUGCGUCACCUGGACAUCCUCGAUCUCUGCUUUAUUUCGCUACUGCGAGGUCCCAUAGGAAGUAUAUCGAAAUUGACGAUCUCCAGGAUUUUAUCCAUGCCCUGUUUGCCGCAUCCCAGAUGAGAUAUACUCUGGAACAUUCAACCUUGGCCAAACGGCUCGGUUUUACACCGGGCUCCCUGAUACACAUUUUCGCAGUGGGGAUCAUAAUCCCCAUGCUUUCUCAUGUCUACUGGCAUGGAGCGAUGCCCGCAACAAUCGAAACUGCAAUGCGCGCUGCCACCCUCGUUGGAACCAUUAUUGGCCAAUAUGCAUUCGGUGUUCUGGCGGACCUUUAUGGUCGGCGCAAAAUGUACGGGCUUGAACUGCUCGUUGUUAUCGUCGCGACAGUCGGAGUGACAAUGGCUUCGGAUGGCGCGUCGAAAUCAAUGAAUCUUGUUGGAUGGUUGAUAUCCUGGAGAUUCCUAAUGGGGAUUGGGAUUGGUGGGGACUAUCCUCUGAGCGCAGUGAUAACGUCUGAGUUCGCUCCUACUAAGUCUCGUGCUCGGAUGAUUGCCACUGUUUUCUUCAUGCAGCCGUGCGGAUAUCUAGUUGCCACGUUAGUCGCUCUUUUUGCUACCUUGGCGAACAAGAAUGGACUCCCGACCAAUAUACCUACAGAUGUUGACAGCAUCAUAUCAUGUACCGAUGACGAAUUAUGUCGACGGACAAUAGAUAGGAUCUGGCGCUGGGUGAUAGGGGCGGGAGCCAUACCGGCAGCGAUCGCCAUACUUUUCCGAAUUAGCAUCCCCGAGUCUCCCAGAUAUACAAUGGAAGUUCUGAAUCGUCCAGACGAGGCACUAGAAGAUGUUAAUGAAAUGGGGUGGAAACGAGCAGUCCGUACUCCUCACCGUGCAUUCGAUCUUGAGCUGCAAACUUCAGACUCAAGAAAUCUUGCCGGAAAUAUCCCCGGUACGACCUUGGCGGGGGUCUCGAAGCAAACAACAAACCAAGAAGCCGCCAAUAAUAACAAGAAUAAAAGUUGUUCUAACGUCUCUGAAAUGGCCGAACACCAGAUUCUCGGCGACCUUGGCGGAAAUGCGCGCAGUGGAUCAUUACCCAGUCCGAAUGUUCCUCCCCCCAUCUCAGGAGCAAGUUCUAUCACCACAAUUGAUGAGCCCGAUAGCCGACCUGCAGAGGGCGAUGACGAUUCGGAAAUUGGCGAGGAGAAACCAAGCGAGUGGGAAAGAUUCUACACUGGUUUUGUAGAACACUUCUUCACAAAAGGGCAUUGGCCCACUUUACUUGGCACGUCCCUUUCCUGGGCUUGCUUCGAUUUCGCCUACUAUGCGCUUGGCCCGAAUUCCUACAAAGUAAUCUCUAAAAUCUUCAACGAAAAACCCCUGAAAUUCACGCGAGAACCUGGGGGGCCUCCUCUUCCUCUCCCAACUCGUAGCAUCUACACCGACCUCGUCGAAAACUCGUGGCACUCGCUAAUAAUCGUCUCCAUCGGCUCCAUGAUCGGCGGCCUGGGCAUGAUCAAGCUGACAAAACGCAUCUCCCCACGCACAAUACAGCUCUUCGGCUUCCUGGUCCUAACAGCCAUCCUCAUCGCCAUCGGCAUCAGUUUCGAAACAGUGAGCCGUCACGCGUCCGUCCCACUUAUCGCUUUCCUAUACGUCCUCAGCCAGAUAUUCUUCGAGAUUGGCCCAAAUUUCACCACCUUCAUGAUCCCCGCUGAGCUUUUCCCCACCCGCUUCCGCUGCACUGCACACGGCAUCUCCGCCGCAGCGGGCAAGAUUGCGUCCGUGGUCGUGCAGGCGUUCGUUGCAUACUCACCCAUUGGGCCGUACCGAUCUUCGGAUCCCGGUUCGGAAUGGCUGGGGUAUGUGAUUAUUAUAUUCGCGGCGUUUAUGUUACUUGGGGCUGCGGUUACAAAGUGGCUGAUUCCGGAGACGAGGGAGAGGGACGGAUCAAAUAAGCCGUUGGAACAACUGGAGGAUGUGGCGAAGGUAAAAAGGCCGAUUCGGUUUUCGUGUGUGUCUGCGAGGAAGGGUGUUGGUGUUCCUGCCGAUCAGUUGGGGGGCUAA